Molecule: messenger RNA, 512 nt
Organism: Micropterus salmoides (largemouth bass)
Lineage: Eukaryota; Metazoa; Chordata; Actinopteri; Centrarchiformes; Centrarchidae
Product: G2/mitotic-specific cyclin-B3-like
Exons: 4
Coding region: 192-512 (106 amino acids)
Source: RefSeq, a predicted model, not a curated record
AAAAAACAAUAAUUUAAGCGUCUGUUAGCUUGAUAUUUUGAAUCCAGAGCAGUUUAGUCUUAGUGUAGAAACUCCACCCAGCAAAGCUGCAUAACGUUACAUGGCUGCUCGGUUUUAUGAUCUUGUCAUCUGCUGCUUGAUCACAGUGCAGCCGCUGCAGAGUUUGUUUUCGGGGGAUAAAGGAGACAGCCAUGCCCGUACCGAGGGGAAAGAAAGCCACAGUCUCUGCUGGGAGCAAGAUAACAUUACCCAAGCUAAAUGCAACAACGACUGAGAACCAGGAGGAAGGUCCGCAGGUGAAGAGGUCCUCCUCCCCUCCUCACGGGGCACCCAAGAAGAGGACUGCUUUUAUCGACAUCACUAAUGCUAGUGGUCCGUGUCUGUCAUGUUGCCGACCCAACGGUGACGUCAGCUUCAGGAACGUAAGUGGGAUAGUGUUUAUGUCCAACACUGUGGUGGUGGUCACCGUGUGUGGCCCUGAGAGAAAAGCACUGUGUCGAACCAUGGUCUGA